Messenger RNA from Rhineura floridana, 6124 nucleotides. Its product is annotated as cytosolic phospholipase A2 epsilon-like. Bases 324 to 2702 code for a protein of 792 amino acids. Lineage: Eukaryota; Metazoa; Chordata; Lepidosauria; Squamata; Rhineuridae. Gene Ontology annotation, biological process: glycerophospholipid catabolic process. Gene Ontology annotation, molecular function: calcium-dependent phospholipid binding; calcium ion binding. Gene Ontology annotation, cellular component: cytosol. The transcript is spliced from 20 exons. The record is from RefSeq and is a predicted model, not a curated record.
GCUAUCAGGGCUGAUUUUUUGUUCUGGGGACAGGAGUCCAGAGAGCAGCUGGUUCAUGUCAGCCCAAGUUGGGUUGUAAACACUAAUGAUUGCUUCCAGCUUUUCUUUAAAGCCUCCCUGAGUUUCGAGAAGAUAUUGAACCAGUUCAUGAGAUCCGCAGUUGUCCAGGAAAUAUGCACAAAAAUAAUUUGUCCACCUGCAGUCGAUGGGGGAGUGGGGGGUAUUGGUGAAGCAGAUACAUGCCGGCUGGCUGAACUUGGGGAAAGCACCCAGGGAAGUUUUCCGGAUUAAACUGGAUAGAGAGUAAAGAAUCACCAUGCUAUAUGCUAACAGUAAGAAUCAUACGAUUACGGAAUCUCCCCCGAGAAGAUUAUUUUAGCGAAACAGAUUGUUAUGUGACCUUGUGGCUGCCUACAGCUUCAUGUGAAAAAGUUCGGACUAAAACAGUUCCCAACUGCAAAGAUCCCGUAUGGAAUGAAAUAUUCUACUUCAGGAUCCAGAGCCAGGUUAAGAAUGUCUUGGAAUUGACUGUAUGGGAUGAAGAUGUCAUUCGAGAUGAUGACUAUCGUGUCAUUUUAUUUGACAUUGCUAAGGUCCCCCUUGGAGAAUCAAUUUUUAUGAAAUUUGAAUUGAAUCCCGAGAAACAUGAAGAAUUGGAAGUUGAAUUUACUCUGGAGAGUAUAUGUGGUCCACCUGAAAAAAUUACUACUAAUGGAACAAUAGUGUGUCGUGCACUUCGCUGUUUAGAGGUUCAGGCAGACCGAAGGAAAAGGAAGAAGAGAAUUCAUUCUAAACAACAAGAUGUCCAAUGUACAUUGAAAGGAUCCUUUGAAAAAACCCAAAACAUUUCUUUAGGCUGUGCCUCCAGCUUGCACUUCACCGAUUCAUCUCUUUUCCACUAUGCCAAGUUUAAGCAAGCAGAACUGGAUGUUCUCCUCCCAAGGAAGAGGUCACUUCCCACCUUUUGUGCCUGUAUGUCAUGUGGAGCCAAUGUGCACAGAAUCAGGAACUUGACCCUGCCUCUGAAUUUAUUUCCCAUUGAUCAGGAUGUAAUAAAAGAGGACAAAGAAUUCAAUUUAUUCUUCAGAGCAAAGGAAUGUACAUCAGGCUUAGAUGUGCGCUUGGGAUUUGAUCUCUGUACAGAGGAACAGGAAUUCCUGCAGAAAAGGAAAAGGGUGGCUGCGGCUACAUUUAAAAGGGUCCUCCAGUUUAAGGAAGAUCUGCAGGAUGAUGAAGUACCAGUGGUGGCAAUUAUGACAACAGGUGGUGGGAUUAGAGCACUUACAGCACUGUAUGCCCACCUGUUGACUAUCCAAAGGUUGGACAUUUUGGACUGUGUUUCAUAUUUUACUGGCUUAUCUGGCACAACAUGGACAAUGUCACAUUUGUAUGAUGAUCCUAACUGGUCACAUAAUGAUUUAGAAGAGCCACUCAUUGAUGUCCAAAGACAUGUGAAAAAAAACAAGUUCCUCGCCAGUUUUGCCCCAGAACGUCUGAAAUACUAUGUAAAGGAGCUGUGUCAGCGGCAAAAAGAAGGGCAUAAUAUAUCUUUCACAGAUCUGUGGGGACUUAUCAUUGAAGCCAUGCUACGUGAUGGGGAAAAUUGGAAUAAACUCACAGAUCAACAGCAGGCAUUGACUCAUGGCCAGAACCCUCUGCCUAUAUAUCUUUGUCUCAAUGUAAAGGAAAAACUAAGUAAUGUUGGAUUUAGAGAAUGGUUGGAGUUCACCCCAUAUGAAGUGGGAUUCCAAAAAUAUGGAGCCUACAUUCGUGCUGAACAUUUUGGUAGUGAAUUCUUCAUGGGUCAUUUGAUGAGAAAAAUCCCAGAAUCACGAAUCUGCUUCUUGGAAGGAAUCUGGAGUAGUGUAUUUUCUGUAAAUCUUAUGGAUGCCUGGUUUGUGUGUGUUAGUUCAGAGGAUUUUUGGCAGAUGUGGACACGAGACAGAAUAAUUGACAUUGAUGACUCUCUUCGGUAUCCACCAUCAAAUAAACUACGUACCCGUAUGCAGUAUCCUCUGGAUAGCCUUGCCAAUGUUUUUCAAGAUGUUAUUAUGUGGCGGCCAGCAGUUUCCGUGGUCCCUAAUUUUUUGAGAGGCUGUCCGAUGCACGAUGAAUACCUACAGAGUGAAUUUUCAAUGUGGAAAGACUGUGAUCUUGAUAGCUUCCCUAACCAUCUGACGGGAGCUGAAGAUUUCCUGUAUCUGGUAGAUAAUGCAUUUGCAUUUGAUAGCAGCUACCCACCACUCUUGAGGCCUGAGAGAAAAGUGGAUCUCAUCAUACAUUUAAAUUACAGCUCAGGAUCACAAAUAAAGCCUCUGAAAAAAGCCUCAGAGUAUUUCUCGGAACAAGGAAUCCCAUUUCCUCAAAUUAUACCAAGUGAAGAUGAUUUAAAGGAAUGCUACUUGGUGGGAGAUCAAGAAGGGCCUGAAACUCCAAUAGUGCUUCUUUUCCCCUUAGUUAAUGACACAUUCAGAGAGUACAAAGCACCUGGUGUGAAACGUAGUCCUGAGGAGAUGAAAGAUGGUGAGGUUGAUCUUAUCAGUACCUUUGGCCCUUAUAAUAUAAAUGCUUUGCGAUAUUCAGAAGAGGAUUUUGAUAAGCUAGUAAAAAUGAGUCAGUAUAACAUCCAAAACAACAAGGAUAUGAUUAUCAAAGCUUUGUGUUUAGCUGUGGAACGAAAAAAGCAGCAUAAGAAUAACUAGUCAUUUCAUAUCCAUGGUGAUCAUAUUUGAGCCUUACGGAAGAGAGCCUCAAAACUUUUACAUAUUGUUAAUACUGUGGAGUAAGAGGCAUUUCAUUCCAGAAGGGAAAACAAUAAGAAUAUUAAAAAAGUGUCCAACCUCUUCAGUGGAAAAAUAUGGGCUUUUAGAAAAUAAAUCUCUAAUGAAAAUAGAAGUACUCCUUUAAUCAACAUUGUUGGUCACUCUGCUUCAGUGCUUGAAAGACUGUUCUGUAUCCAUGUAUUACUUUUUCUACUCAGAAGUACUCAGAACAGGGGCAUGGCUUGUGGAGCUGCGUAAUGGCUGUCUAAUCUCCCUGCUCUGCUUCCCCCUGGAGUAAAACAACCCCAGAACGGCACUAAAGACACUAAAUAUUCCCAUUGAAAACUCUGAAACCCCUCGGGGAAUGAUUCCGACCCCUCCUAGAAAUAAAGGAGAUUUAACGGACUAUUUUAAGCCACUAGACACAGAUGGCCCAAGUGUAGCUAAGAAGCCUGCGUUAGACAAUAUGGCUCCAGGCCAAUCGAGAAUGACUAAGAUGAGGCCUCAAGAGGUAGGAGCUAAUGCCCCACUUUCAAAAGAAGACUUGAUAGCUCAAUUAAAAUUCUUUAAAACAGAUGUGGAAGAUAGCUGGAAUGUUGCCCUGAAGCCUUUACAAGAUAAAAUUGAGGCAUUUGGUGAGCGACUUGAUAACAUAGCAGCCUCAGCAUCGGAGGCUUUAGAUUUGGGCCUAACAAAUGCAGAGGACAUUUCAAUUCUAAAGCGGGAAAAUCAAAUUAUCAAAAAUAAGCACAUCGCUCAAACGUUUGUUUUAGAGGAAUUAAAGGAGCGGAAGAACAUUCUCCCUCAUUGGCAUCAUUUAUUAUCACAUGGUUGACUACCAUCAUCCCAGAAUUUGAACUCGUUCCUUCGGAUUUGGAACGUGCACACAGGGCAAUAGCAGCCAAACCUUCGGGCAAAGCCCCCCCCAAGGGAUAUGCUUUGCAAGGUACAUCAAAAAAGAAAAACUCAUGCAAAAAGUAUAAAAAAUGAAGGAACUGUUUUAUGACAAUAAAGCAGUCAUGAUGUUAGAAGAUCUAUGCCCAGAAAUUUUGCAGAGAUGCAGGGACUUUCGACCGAUAACAACUGCUCUUCAAAAAGCAAACAUUAAAUACCGCUGGGGCUUCCCAUUCAGGCUGCUAGUAACACAUAACAGCCAACUUCUUUCGGCAUCUACAUUGAGAGAAGCUUGGGGUUUGCUCACAGCAUGUAACAUAGAACAGCCGGAUAUCGCAGAAUUGGAAGAAACAACAGGACAACAAGACUCCCUCACUGUUAGAGGAACGAGAUGGGAAAAACAACACACAAGGGGAACGCAGCGUAAGCAUGACACUCUGCAAGAGGAAACAUCACAUCCUCCACUUUUACAAAAUCGCUGCUAAAGUCAACACUCUGUUCCUUAUAUGAAUGACUUCUUGUAUAAGGAUGUCGCUUUCAUCAUAAUUUCUACUUUCUCUUGAGGAGACAGAGAUCACAGGAACAAGAGAUUAUAAAAAAAGAGAUAACUAUUUUCAGAUAUAUAUGCUUUAGUGCUAAGGAGUCAGACUGAGGGUUCAUGGGGGGAAUAACUUCUUAUACCAUGGACCUGAAUCUAGUUUUAUUGAAUUAUACUCCUGGAGGGAGCAUGAGGGGAAAUAAGAAGAUAUUGACAAUAUUUGUUUUGAUCUUCUUGUGGUCAUUGCCCAGUAAUAUAGUGCUUAUAGCACCUUGGGCCAAAAAGCUUGAGCCAGUCGGCACAAGCGCUAGCCAGACUAUAGUAAUCUGGGCUAGCCUACUUUGGACCCUCCUUUGGAAGGGAAAUUUGUUUAGUUAAGAUUUUACUAUUUUGAAGAAAUGGCUAUUAGCGAAGUUGGGGGGGAAAGGGCUAGGGGAUGUUUGGGGGCAGGGGUGGGUACUUUGCUGCAGAGGGAAAUAUUUUUUCAGUCAAUCAGUUGCAUCAUUUUAGAUGUGGUUAAACUGCAGAUAAUCUUUGAUGAAAGCCCAGUAAGAUGAACAAUACAAAAGUAGUGACCCUGAAUGUUAAGGGUUUAGGAAAUGUAAUUAAAAGAAGGCACAUACUUUCAUAUGUUAAGCAAAUGCAUCCUUCUGUUCUAUUUCUACAAGAAAUUCAUAAUCCCAAAAAAUCAGAGACUCGAUUAAAACAUGCCUAUUUUGGAAAUCAAUAUUUAGCCAGAGGCACAUCCAAAGCACGAGGUGUAGCAAUAAUUUUUACGUCUCAUUUUCCUUUUAAAGUUAAAAAGAUCGUAAGAGACCCUGAAGGUAGAUUUAUAUUUGUAGCUGGGUUACUGGUCGCCUCAUCUCAAAAAGGAUAUUAUAGAGUUGGAAAAGGUUCAGAAGAGGGCAACCAGAAUGAUCAAGGGGAUGGAGCGACUCCCUUAUGAGGAAAGUUUGCAACAUUUGGGGCUUUUUAGUUUAGAGAAAAGGUGGGUCAGAGGAGACAUGAUAGAAGUGUAUAAAAUUAUGCAUGGCACUGAGAAAGUGGAUAGAGAAAAGUUCUUCUCCCUCUCUCAUAAUACUAGAACUCAUGGACAUUCAAAGAAGUUGAAUGUUGGAAGAUUCAGGACAGACAAAAGGAAGUGGCAGUGCUGAAGCUAUUUGAAGGAGCAAACAAAGGUUUAAUCUACAAAACUCUAUUAGGCCAUUUACUGAUGGCCGCCAGAAUUACUAUAGCUACGCAUAGGAAAGCAUUACAAGGAGCUACAGUAGAUAAUUAUUGGUAUAGGAAAACAUGGUAUCUAGCUUUCAUGGAAUAAUUAACGAUCAAAUUGAGAAUAUCCCAAGGUAUCACCAAGAAAGACAAUUUCUAUGAAACUUGAUAUCCAUUUAUAGUCUAUGUAAAUAAAAAAGAACAUGGUAGAGAACCUCCACCACAUUACACUCGAAUCUGGAAUGCCUAACAUUGUAUGUGAGUUAAUUUUGUCUUUUUUGUUUCAGUAUUUAUAAGUUGAUAGACAAUGAUAGGUGCUUUAAAAACUCAUAUUGAUAUAUAUAUGUGUCCUAUAUUUUAACUUUAUCUUAAGAAUUUUUGAAUCUCUAUUAUAUAUGGGCUUUAAAUUCAAUAUUCUGCAGCAAAUGGGAGGGGGGAGUUUCAGGUUUGUUCUGGUUAUAUAAUUUUUCUUUUUAUGUCAAGCAUCACUUGUGUUUGGAGGCUGUAAUUAAUGUGUAAUUCUGUAUAAAAAAAGUUCAUAAAAAACAACAAAGAAAAAAAAAGUACUCAGAACAAAUUAUAGUAGAAAUACAGUGAAUACAUUUUUGUUACUUGCAUUGCCCUUCAUGCUGUACUUAUUUCAUGCACAAAGAAAUCAGAUUUCACUUCUAAAAAUCUCCCAGCAGAGUUGAGACACUUUGAGUAUUGUUUCACGGUU